Molecule: messenger RNA, 1257 nt
Organism: Oikopleura dioica
Lineage: Eukaryota; Metazoa; Chordata; Appendicularia; Copelata; Oikopleuridae
Source: the annotation of a GenBank genome assembly
AUGCAAAACCUUCCAUCAAAGCUUGCAUCGAACUUGACCGAGUAUGAGGAAGAAAUGAACAAACUCAAGGAAGACUUCGAUCUGGAAACGCAGUCAAUAACAAACAAAACGACUUCUAACCUGCUUAUUUUCAAAGGCGAUUUUAGUGAAGUGCUUGUGAAUGGAUCGGCGAAAGUUCUCGUCAUGGAAAGUGAGAUCCAGAAUACAGUGUCUAAUAUCUUUAGUGGAAAUGACGCAGCAAUCAAAACACUCAAAGAUAAUAGUUCUGGCCAGCUCAAUUUGACUGUCUUCAACCUGCGCGAAAACAACGAUGAAAGCAACGAGAUGGUUUUGAACCAGAUUCAGGCAUUGCAGUCAUACAGUUAUCAGCUUACGCAAAAUUAUCUUCGGCAAUCUUUUGAGCGCCAUUUUAAUAUCAUCAGAAGUGACAUUGAAGACAUAAAGGCGCUUAUUUCCGAUACUCUUGCUAAUUUUAACGUUACUGCGGGGUCCCUUGAUGAUUAUGACGGUAAAAUCACGACGGCGAUUCAACAAGUUUUAUCGAAUGCAACAGAUAAAUCUUUCCAGUUAUCUCGUCAUUACGCCUCCUAUAUAACAUCACUUGGGAGUUGCUCGGAUAUCUACGGGGAAUACCAAGAGAGUGUAGACUUUCUUUGCUCAAAAGUAUCGCAUGCUGUGAAUCUUUUCUGGAUUUCUCUCGGCUGGGCGUCAAUUAUCAUUAUCAUCAUGAUUAUUUUUGGACAUAAGUUUCAAAAAGCGGACGUAUUCUGCGCACUUUUUGAGGAGCAAGAGAAAAGAAGCUCAAAAGAUUCUGUCAUGAAGGAAAAAAGCAAAAGAGAAAGUAUGCGAUUCCGAUCGAAGCUCUCAAAGGCCCAGUUGAUGGAGAAGUAUGACAUUCUCAAUCAAAUUGAGCAAGACAAGAAGGUUGAAGUCGUCAAGGAAAAAGAGAAGAGCAACAUUGACCUUUUCAUCGACGAUUGUCAAUGUAUUUUGAAAUCCGGAGAGCGACUCCAACGAAACGCGCGAAAGCUGCGAGAGAUCGACCAAACUCAUCUUGCGACCAAGAAAUGGUACCAGAAGCAAGUCUCUCGUCGAGAGUGUUCAUUCAUCGGAACCUCCAUGCACGAGAUCCCUGAAGAACAACAAAGCCUCCGAACGUUUGCACCUGCACCACAGGGAGUCGACCCAGAUCAAUGGAGGAAAUUCCAGCUCUUCAACAAAUGGCAGGGAACCAUCAAGAAGUCAACCGUUUUUUAA